AUGUUGACGCACGGAGCGCUUUGCUCGCGUUCUCUCCGCGUCUUCUCGAAGCACACCUACCGCGAUGGAGGAUGCUUCUUUAUGAAGCGAAUGAUGAUGCACAAAGCGUCUUCUUCUGUCGACGAUGCUUCUCUCGAAGAGCGCGUCUUUGCGCAAACGUUCGUCUCCGACGACGACGACGUUCGCCUUUUCGCGUGCGCGAAAACACUCUCCGCGCGAGACUUUGCAAAACUCAUCGCGAGACACAACCCGGACGCGUUCGGGAGGAAGAUGAAGAACGAACCGAAACUGCGCAACAUGGGAAAAGCUAAGAGUUCGUUCAACAUCGCGCUCUCCGCACUCGUGGAAAACGGAAGAUUCGAGGAAGUUGAAAAGAUGUUUUCGAUUUGGCGAGAGGAGUUUCCGCGCGUGGACGUGGAUGUAGUGUCGGUGUCUUUAGUCACUUCGGCGUUACGUCAAACUAGGGAGGAUAUCGCAGACGUCGAGCGGUUCGUUUUUGAACAGAAAUCUCGGCACCUGAUCAAACGCCCGAACAAGAAAGUCGCGAGGAAGAAGAUCAACGCGAAUAAAUACGAGCGAGACGGGUUGCUUCCCAUGGGCGUGGUGUACGAAGACGAGGAUGUUAUUGCUGUGUGUAAAACGAGCGGGAUUCCGUCGACGAGCGAUCCCUCGACGCCGUCGGUGUCGGAUUUUUUGAUGUCGAUGAAGAAGGACGACCCGUCGUUUUCUUUGAGCGAGAUGAACGGCGCGGAUGCGAGAGGCGUGGUGCAUCGAUUGGAUAAAUUAACGAGCGGAGUGAUGCUCUUAGCGAAAAAUGAUGUGACGCAUUGCGAGUUAGUGAGCGCGUUUUACAGAAGGAAAACGAAAAAAGUGUACAACGCGAUUGCGAGUGGGAUUUUUGAAGACGACGAGGGAGAAAUAGACUUCCCGGUGGAUAACCGCGAGGCGUAUUCAAAAUACGCAGUGUUAGAACGAUUGGAAAGAGGCGAGUCAAGUUUCGUGGAAGUCAUGCCGAGAACGGGAAGGAAGCACCAGAUUAGAGUGCAUUUGUCAUCAAUCGGACAUCCACUCGUGAACGACGCAUUAUACACGCCGAAGAAGAUACGAAAAUCAGACGAGAAUUCAACAGUAGUGAAACCAAAAUCGUCCUCCUUUUUCCUUCACGCGCGUUCGCUCGAGCUGCCGCAUCCGAGCGACGCUUCAAAAAUGUUAAAGUUGGAAGCACCUUUAAGUGCUUCGUUUUUAGCCGAAAUAGAUAGAUUGCGUUAG
Molecule: messenger RNA, 1269 nt
Organism: Bathycoccus prasinos
Lineage: Eukaryota; Viridiplantae; Chlorophyta; Mamiellophyceae; Mamiellales; Bathycoccaceae
Product: pseudouridine synthase, RluA family
Exons: 1
Coding region: 1-1269 (422 amino acids)
Biological process (GO): pseudouridine synthesis
Molecular function (GO): RNA binding; pseudouridine synthase activity
Source: RefSeq, a predicted model, not a curated record